Messenger RNA from Closterium sp. Yama58-4, 1840 nucleotides. The record is from the annotation of a GenBank genome assembly. NCBI's taxonomy places the organism in Eukaryota, Viridiplantae, Streptophyta, Zygnematophyceae, Desmidiales, Closteriaceae.
GUCUCUGUAUGAUGCGAUUGGGACAAUCCCUUCUGAGCUGGGGAACUUGACAGCGCUGCUAUCCCUAACUGCCAACGGAAACAUUCCCAGCCUCCCAGCCUCCACAACGCAGCUCACCACGCUAACACUCCUGUCGUUCAGCAAGGCCGGUCUCACAGGAAACUUUCCCUCCGUAAUCUCGGCACUUAAGAAGCUUAAAGACCUGAAACUUCCUAGCAACUCCUUGUCGGGCCCCAUUCCUCCCUUCCUCUCCACGCUCACAUUCCUCACCACCCUGCGUCUGGACUCCAACCAAUUCACAGGCUCCAUCCCGUCCGGCCUUUCAAAGCUAACAGCGCUAACCAUCCUAUCCGUCCCCAACAACCUUCUUACAGGGUCACUACCAGCUACUCUCUCUGACCUCCGACAACUCGUUUCCAUAGACCUUCGUCAAAAUAAACUCUCAGGCUCCAUCCCAUCUCAGUACAGCACCCUCACUGCGUUGGAGGCCAUUCAGCUCAGCAACAACUCUCUCUCCGGCACGCUGCCUUCUUCCCUCAGCACUCUCACCAAUCUGCGCAACCUACUCGUUGACAACAACACCAUCUCUGGUUCGAUACCAGCGUCGUUUUCAGCUCUCGCUUCCCUCGUCUAUGUUCGUGCCAACAACAACAAGCUAUCCGGAGCUCUCCCUGCUGGUCUUAGCACCCUCACCACUCUCGAUUCACUGAUUCUCUCCCGCAACACGAUAUCCGGCUCCAUUCCCUCUGAUUACUCCGCCCUUGAGUCCCUUGCCGUGCUUCUACUGGACAACAACUUCAUUAUUGGCACCAUCCCUUCCUCCCUCUCCACACUCUCCUACCUUUAUCAAGUAGAUGUGUCUGAGAACCUGUUAUCGGGCACACUCCCUUCAAUGUUCACCACAAACAUGACCGACCUUAGAUUCUUCAACGUGGCCUUCAACUCUUUCUCUGGUUCCCUGCCCAAGUCCCUCUCCAAUCUGCAGUCCCUCUACUCUCUUGACCUCAGCAGCAACUACUUCAGUGGCCAAGUGCGCACUAUUUUCAGCGCUCUCACUUCACUGCAAUCCAUCAACAUCUCCUACAACUAUUUCACGGGGUAUUUACCCAAGAUCGGGUUUCUAGGCGAGCUAAAAUCCACCGACCUCUCCAACAACUUUUUUUUCGGGUCAGCCAACGACGGCACCGACAGCAUCGGCCUCCCCCUCUGCCCGGACCCCCCCACCUCCUCUUACACCGCCGCCCAAAACUGCCUCUUAAACCUCGCAAACACCUGCACAGCUAUAUCAGGGCUGACAGUGAAUAUAGUGGAGCCGCAAAAGACUGAGGACGAGUGCUUUGUGUUUUGUGGGACGAGCCUUGCGAUGCCGAUUUUUCCGAACCGGCAGUGUGGAGAUGAGAAGGGGAUGUGUGUGGCGAAUCUGAGCGGCAACGGGGUGUUGUUCUACCAGUGCCAGUGCACGGCGCCGUUUGUCCGUUCUGCAGAUGCCAAGUCGUGCGACCUUCCACCCAGCCCACCACCGCCACCACCAUUCCCUCCAGGUCCCCUCCCACCCUCUCCUCCCCCCCACCCACCUCCAAAAUCUCCCCCUCCUUCCCCCCCGUCACCUCCUAGCCCUCCUCCUAGGCCUCCACCGUCUCCCCCUAAACCGCCCCCAAGCCCCCCACCACCCCCUUCUCCUCCCCCUCCCUCGCCCCCAUCGCCUCCCCCUUCCCCUCCUCCCGCUCCUUCCCCCCCUCCUCCGCCGACUGUGCUUCCGCUAAUCGAUUGUUACAUGUCCAGCCUUACAGACAGUUGCGAGUGUUUUUGCCCAUUCUUUAACCAAUGUUAUUGCCAGUAA